AUGGAGGGGUUGGCACUUAUCCUGCUCUACCUCGCUAUCCCCAGCCUGCUCUUCUCCGCCGUGCAGCAGAUCACAUCAUGGCGCAAGAAGAAGUUCACCCCCAAGGCCAAGUUCCCGGGGCCGAGGCAGUUCCCCAUCGUGGGCCGUGUCCAUGACCUGCCGCGGUUCUCCAUGUGGUUGAAGUUCAAGGAGUGGGCGGACAUUUACGGGCCGAUUUACCAGACUUCCAUGGGCGGCCAGACCUUUGUCAUCAUCUCCGAUGAGAAGGUUGCCGAGGAGCUCCUUGUCAAGCGUGGCCACAUCUACUCUGGCCGGCCGCAGAUCCGCUCCUUGAUCAAACACAAAGACGGACCAGCCUAUGUGGCCUUGAUGGACCGCCAUGCGUACUUACACAGCAUCGCAGACACCUGGUCCAAGCAACGGAAAUGGGUCCACGCGGCCAUGGCAGAAUCGCACCGCCAGCACUUCUACGGGCACAUCGAGAAGGAGACCCGCCGCUACCUGGCCAUGCUCCUGCUCGACCCGCAGCGCUUCCUCUGCAGCACCCGCGAGCACUGCGGCCGCAUCAUGAGCCGCCUCGCCUGGGACGACGCGACCCAGGGCCCCACCAACGGCAACAGCGCCGACACGACGCUGCACUGCAUGUCCGUCUCGGGCCCCAUCACCAACACCAUGACGCCGCUCUGGCACCUGCCCUUCUUCGUCAACCCGUGGAAGCAGUUCGAGAUCAAGCGCGAGGCCGGCCAGCGCGCCUGGUGGCUCGGCAACUACCGCCUCGCCAAGCAGCGCAUGCUGCGGGGCGAGCUGCCCGACGACACGUGGGCGUACCGGUACUUUGCGCAGCUGCAGAGGGAAGGCAACCCGCAGCUCGAGCAGGAGCUGGACCAGGAGGUGUUUGCGAGCUGCAUGAUCGGCUUCUUCAACCUCGUCGGCGUCGUGACCAUCUCGGGCCCGCUCAAGUUCUUCCUCAUGGCCAUGGCGCUGCACCCGCAGUGGCAGAAGAAGGCGCAGGAGGAGAUCGACCGGGUCUGCGGCGACCGCAUGCCGACCUGCGACGAUAUGCCGAACCUCCCCACUGUCAGGGCAUGUCUUAAGGAGACCGUUCGCUGGCGAUCUGGUGUCCCUCUGGGUGUCCCGCAUCAGGCUGAGCGCGACGACGAGUUCCGGGGCGUAGAGAUCAAGAAGGACACCAUCAUCCUCGCCUGCGAAUGGUCCAUCAACCGCGUCGAAUCCAAGUACCCCGACCCGGAGAACUACCACCCGGAGCGCUACCUCGAGCCCGGCUGGCCCACCUACCAGGAGCCGCUGUCCAAGUACCCCAGCUUCCGCGAGGGCGCCUCGAUGCACAGCUUCGGCUGGGGCCGCCGGACCUGCCUCGGCAAGGACAUCGCCGACGACGAGCUUUUCGUCUCGGGCGCCAGCGUCCUGUGGGCGUUCGACAUGGGGCCCAAGGUGUGCCCGUCGACCGGCAAGGAGGUGCCCAUCGACACGCAGGCGACCAACUCGCACGUCAUCCUGGAGCCGAGCCCGUACCACAUGACCUUUAAGCCGAGGAGCGAAGCGAGGACAAAGAAUAUUUUGGAAGGUUAUGCAUCAGUGCAGUCAGAGCUUAGAGUGUGA
This is a messenger RNA of Thyridium curvatum, 1620 nucleotides long. RefSeq lists its product as uncharacterized. The record is from RefSeq and is a predicted model, not a curated record. Gene Ontology annotation, molecular function: iron ion binding; heme binding; monooxygenase activity. The coding region runs from base 1 to 1620 and encodes 539 amino acids. NCBI's taxonomy places the organism in Eukaryota, Fungi, Ascomycota, Sordariomycetes, Thyridiales, Thyridiaceae. The transcript is spliced from 4 exons.